AUGUCGACUGAACUGGCUGUUAUAAACAAUAAUUCACAAACCAUUGCUGAUUUUUCACCAGAAACAAAAACUUCUGCCAUCAUCAAUACAAAUAAGAAAAUGAGCGUUCACAGUGAUAUCACUGAUCCAGUAAUAACAUUCACCACUCCAGAGCCUUCGACAAAUGGACUCAUCCUGAUAUUGAAGUUAAUAAGUAGACCUGCCGUUAUAUCUUUUAUCUUCUGUGGCCUAGCAGCACUCCUCGGCAUAUUGGUAGUUUGCUACACUGUCCCCAAAGAACCAGUAAAAAAAUGUGUGCUCAACUUCCAACAAACAACACCGAAUCCUAUUCAAUAUAAAUAUGGACCACGUUUUGUCGCAUUGGCAGAUUUAAAUAAUGACACUUGGUUCGAUAUGGUUGUUGCCAAUCGAAUCGUUAACAAUAUAGCUAUCUAUCUUGGAAACCAUCAAGGUUUAUUUGCAGAUCCACGCACGUUUUCAACUGGUAUAGGUUCUGCUCCAUGCAUGGUCGCUAUUGGUGAUCUUGAUAACGAUUAUAGACCAGAUAUUGUUGUGGCGAAUUUUGGCACGCACAAUAUUCUUUUAUUAAAAGGAUUCCACGACGAUGCUUUCACAAAGCAAGCUGAGCUGUCAACUGGAGUAUCUCGUCCAAUCGCGAUUACUUUAGCUGAUUUCAAUCAAGAUACGCAACUUGACAUUUUUACUGUAAACUAUGGAACGAAUAGCAUAUAUCUAUUUUACGGAAAUCGAGAUGGAACAUUCUCCUACCCGAUCGUAUAUACAACGGGCUACGAUUCUAUACCACUCGCAGUCGCUGUUGGAGAUUUUAAUAGCGACAAUAACCUAGAUUUCGUUACUGCCAAUUCUGGUACAGACAAUAUUUGUGUAUUCCUUUUUAGCGACAAUCAUACUUUAGAAAGUCAAAGAAUAUUUUCAACCGGUGUUGGAUCUAGUCCAAAUUCGAUUGUGGUUGGUCACUUCAAUGACGAUACCAUGUUAGAUCUUGCCAUCGCGAAUUAUGGAACCAAUAAUGUAGGCGUAUUGCUCGGUAAUGGAAAUGGAAUAUUUACUAGUCAACUACCAUAUAAUAUUACGAACGCUUCUCCAAAUUCAAUUGCUGUUGGGGAUUUAAAUCAAGACAACCUAUUGGAUUUAGUUAUCACUAAUGACGGCGCUAACAAUAUAGCUGUACUGCUCGGAACUAGAAACGGUACUUUUAUUAUUUCGAAGAUGUAUUCGACCGGAUCUGUUUCAUCGGUGUCAUUAGCUUUAGCUGAUCUAAACAAAGACUAUCGUUUAGAUCUUGUUAUCGUGUCCGAUGAUACUGGCGCCAUAGAUAGUCUCUUCGGUACUUAUGAGGGCUUUUCAAACCAAACGAGAUAUUCGACUGGCUCUGCGUUACUCUCUAUAGCUUGUGCCGAUUUCAAUAACGACGGUCGACUGGAUAUUGUUAUGGCCAACUAUCGUGGUAAUGAUGUGAGUGUUCUACUUGGAUAUGGUAAUGGCUCUUUUCAAGAUCAGAUGACGUACGCAACUGGCAACGGACCAUUAGCUGUAGCUGUUGGCGAUUUCAAUAAGGACGGCCGACUGGAUAUUGUUGUGGCCAACUAUGGUGGCGAUGAUGUAAGUGUUCUACUUGGAUAUGGUAAUGGCUCUUUUCAAGAUCAGAUGAUGUACGCGACUGGCGACGAACCAUGGGCUGUAGCUGUUGGCGAUUUCAAUAAGGACGGUCAACUGGAUAUUGUUGUGGUCAACUAUGGUGGCAAUGAUGUGAGUGUUCUACUAGGAUAUGGUAAUGGCUCUUUUCAAGAUCAGAUGACGUACGAAACUGGCAACGGACCAUUGGCUGUAGCUGUUGGCGAUUUCAAUAACGACGGUCAACUGGAUAUUGUUGUGGCCAACUAUGGUGAAGAUGAUGUGAGUGUUCUACUUGGAUAUGGUAAUGGUUCUUUACAAGCUGAAACAAUUAGGUAUCCAGUUGGUUAUAGGCCGCAGUCAGUAGCUGUUGGCGAUUUUAACAACGAUAAUCAAGCAGAUAUCGUUACCAUCAAGUUCGGUAGUAAUGAUAUGAGUGUCCUGCUCGGGUAUGGAAAUGGUUCCUUUCAAAAUCCAAUCACAUAUUCGACUGGGUUCCAUCCAGUGUUUGUAGCUAUUGGAGACUUCAAUAAUGAUACUCGACUGGAUAUUGUGACAGUUAAUCAAGAUAGCAAUGACGUAAGUGUCCUACUUGGAUAUGGUAAUGGGUCUUUUCAAAAUCAGAUAAGAUAUACGACUGGCUCUUCUCCACAGUCUGUAGCUGUUGGUGAUUUUAACAACGAUAGUCGGCUUGAUCUUGUUGUGCCCAAUAUAGAUAGUUAUGAUGUGAGUGUACUACUUCAGUAUAAUAGAGGCGCUCUUCUGCUCGAGGUAUCCUACGCAUCUGGCGGUGCUGCUGGUUUACGAUGUGUCUCAGUUACCGACAUAAAUAAUGAUACUCAGUUGGAUAUCGUUGUGGCUAAUUACGGUACCGACGAUAUAGGUAUCCUAUUUGGACACGGCAACGGCAGCUUUGGAAAGGAGCUCAUACUUAGCACUGGACCAAAUUCUCAUCCAUCCGCGAUAGCCAUUGCCAAUUUUCAGGGUGAUAAUUAUCUUGACAUUGCUGUGUCUGAUCAUGCUACGAAAUCUGUAGACAUUUUGGUUGGAAAUGGAAAGGGAACAUUUGUACGUCAAUUAAACUACGGAAACAGCUCUCUUUUGUAUGCGACGGUCAUUGCUGAUGGUGAUUUCAAUAAUGACAGGCGAUCAGAAAUUGUUGUUGGAUACGAUGAUAGUGAUGAUGUGGAUAUUCUCGUAACAUUCAAUAGUGCUACUUUUCAAGAGCAGUUAAGAUAUGUAUCUGGCACUUCACCGAUAUCUGUGGCUAUCGGCGAUUUCAAUAACGACCAUCGACUGGAUAUUGUUGUGGCCAACCUCAAUAACAAUGAUGUGAGUGUUCUACUUGGAUAUGGUAAUGUCUCUUUUCAAGAUCAGAUGACGUACGCAACUGGCAACGAACCACUGUCUGUAGCUGUUGGAGAUUUCAACAACGACGGUCAACUGGAUAUUGUUGUGGCCAACUAUGGUGAAGAUGAUGUGAGUGUUCUACUUGGAUAUGGCAAUGGCUCUUUUCAAGAUCAGAUGAAAUUUUCAACUAAUAGUGGGCCAUUCUCGAUAGCUGUUGAUGAUUUUAACAAUGAUAUGCAACUAGACGUUAUUGUCGUUAAUAUGUGGACCAACGAUAUUAGUGUUUUACUUGGAUAUGGUAAUGGCUCUUUUCAACCUGAAUUGGCACAGACAGUCUUUUCUAGAUCAUCAGAUAUGAUUAAUUCUGAUUUAGGCAACGGUUUUAGGCCAAGAUCUAUAGCUAUAGGCGAUUUCAACAACGACACUAGGCAAGAUGUCGUUCUCGCUAAUUGGGGUAACCAAAAUGUCGUUGUCCUACUUGGAUACGGCAAUGGCUCAUUUCAAGAUCCAAUGCCAUAUUUAACUGACACUGAACCAAAAUCCGUAGCUGUUUGUGAUUGCAAUAACGACGCGCGGCUAGAUAUCGUUGCCUGCAAUGAUUUUGGAUUUGUAAGUGUUUUUUUGGGCUAUGGUAAUGGCUCUUUUCAAGAUCAUCUGAAAUAUUUAACUGGCCCCACACCCGUCUCCAUAGCUGUUGGGGAUUUCAACAACGACCGCCAAAUUGAUAUCGUCGUCGCUGAUAGAGACGGGAAUGAUGUAAGUGUCCUACUUGGAUACGGUAAUGGUUCUUUCCGAGAUUACAUGAGGUAUUCAGCUGGUUUUUGGCCACAGUCGGUAGCUGUUGGAGAUUUCAACAACGACAAUAUAGUAGAUUUAGUUGUCGGUAACGUUGAUAGCAAUGAUGUCAGCGUAUUAAUUGGAAGCACCAAUGAAGUGUUUGUAAAUCAAAUGACACUUUCAACUAGGAAUGGUUCUCGACCACGAUCGUUGGUUGUCAACGAUUUUAAUAAUGAUGGUUGUUCCGAUGUCGGUGUAGCCAAUUUUGGAACUAACGAUAUAAGUAUCUUUCUAGGAUAUUGUAAUAUGUCUUUUGGGAGUCCAGCGAUAUAUUCCACCGGUUCGUACUCAUCUCCAUCUGCUCUAGCCGCUGGUGACUUCAAUAACGAUACCUAUCUAGAUAUUGUCGUAGCUAAUUAUGCCUCUGAUAAUAUCGGCAUUUUCCUUGGUUAUGGCAAUGGCUCUUUUGGAAAUCAAACAACAUAUUGGUCUGGCUCUUAUCCAUUAUCGAUAGGAACUGGUGAUUUCGACAAUGAUUCCAUCUCUGACCUUAUAGUUGCGAAUUAUGGUAGCAGCAAUCUGGUUCUAUUUGGUGGUUAUCGUGACCAUAUAUUUACAAAUACAGUGCCAAUUCAGUUAGAGUAUGGAUCGAAACCAUUUGCUGUUGUCAUUGGUGACUUCAACAAUGAUAAAAAGCUGGAUUUUGCCGUAGCGAACAAUGGUACCGAUAGUUUACAAGUUUUCUUACAAACCUGCUAA
This is a messenger RNA of Adineta ricciae, 4521 nucleotides long. The record is from the annotation of a GenBank genome assembly. NCBI's taxonomy places the organism in Eukaryota, Metazoa, Rotifera, Eurotatoria, Adinetida, Adinetidae.